This is a messenger RNA of Hypoxylon trugodes, 2144 nucleotides long. RefSeq lists its product as uncharacterized. Lineage: Eukaryota; Fungi; Ascomycota; Sordariomycetes; Xylariales; Hypoxylaceae. Gene Ontology annotation, molecular function: protein binding. The coding region runs from base 360 to 1874 and encodes 504 amino acids. The transcript has 4 exons. The record is from RefSeq and is a predicted model, not a curated record.
GGUCCAGCUGAAUAGGGUCACAUCGUGAAUAAGUAUUGGACGAAACUUCGUUAGAUGAUCGUCGAUGAAGCCACAAGACAAGAUUAAUUCUACCCAAUACUACUCGCGCUACCCUUAGGGUAGAAGCCUGAUGCUGUUAUGCUGCCCAAAACUUAUUGGCAAUGACGUCAAACACUCAGCCUCGUCAACGCGACGAGGGCCGUCUUCAUUACAAGCCCUGGCGCUUCCUCGAAAGCUUGUGGGCGUGCACACUAGUAUAUAUCCCUAGAAAAGUCACCGUCUCCUAUGUUAUAACUCCUGAUAUCGUUGACGACACGAAUUUUUGAAUUUGCGUGGAAUUCAAUAAGCCAGUCGCCAUCAUGGGGAUCCACAAAGACGCUCGAAACGGUACCCUCACCGGGGAUAGACUCUCCAGAUACCUCAAGGAAAACCCAAAUAUCCUCACCGAACAAGACCCUGACACAGGCCUCACGCCACUAGCAGAAGCGACAGUCGGAGGAUUUGCCGAAGAGGUUCAACUGCUCCUCGGUAACGGAGCUAGAGCAGACGGGCUGUGCAAGAAUGACGAGACACCACUCUUACUCGCCGCCUGGAAGACCGAGACCAAUCGCGCUCGAAUCAUCCAAUUACUCCUCCCAAGACUAACCAGCGAGUCGGUCGACAAGACAUGCCCCGCCGCCAGGAACUAUACGGCACUCAUGUUUGCCAUUGAAAAGGAGGAUCUCGAUUCUAUCAGGCUGCUUCGGAAUGCAGGGGCUAGCUUGACGGUGAAGAAUGAUGACGGCCUUACCGGGGAAGACAUGGCAACGGAUGCUGAGGCCAGGUCUGUUAUCAGGGCGUUCAAUCCGAGCGAAGAGCAGUCUGCCUACGCCAAAUUGGCUUUUAAUAUUAUUUCCAUCCUUCUAUUUAUCGUUGCGUGGGCGAACAAGGCCUUGGAUGGAGUCGUUCAGAAGAUAUACAAGCUGAACCCGGAUUUGCGCUAUGAGACGGAGAUAAAUAAAGCCGUGAAUGGCUCCGAGACGCCGAGUAAGGCUAAGUUCGUGGAAAAUAUUGGCAAAUUUACCAAAGAGAACCGAACACUGGAGCGUUUCUUCAAGGGAAAGGAGGGCUAUAUAAAAGAGCUGGCACAGAAGGUCGUGGAUUUGGAGAAGGACCCGAGCACAGAUCUCGGCAGCAAGGAUCUUCUUCCCAAGACAAUUAAGGUCUCCUUGCACCAGCAAGUUAUCUACUGCGAUGACAGCUCAUCCAUGAAACGCGAAGGCCGUUGGGAUUCUCUAAAGAAGCUCGUCGAAAGAAUUUCCCGGAUCACCACGCGAGUCCUCCCCGAGGGCGAAGGUGUGGCAUUACGCUUCAUCAACCAAGAUGUGGAUAACUCCUCAAACCUAACAGUCGACGGUAUCCUCGGGAUCAUUGGACCGAUGUCAUGGAAGCCAAACGGUGACACGGCGGUUGGCACGUUCCUACGGUCCAAGAUUCUCGAGCCGUUGGUUUAUAGCAAGUUAGAAUCGAAUAGCCUAGAGAGGCCGCUUCUUGUGUCUGUUAUUACUGAUGGUAUGCCGUCAGAUGAAGGCGAGACUGAGUUCGUGGAUACCAUCGCGGACUGUGGAGACAGACUAGAGAAGGCUGGAUAUCCUCGUGAUAGUGUCAAGUUCAUGGUGGGCCAAAUCGGAACGGGAAAGCAGGCUGCUAAAUUCCUAGACGCAAUUAGGAACAAGGCAGAUAUAUCUAGUGUGGUAUACUGCACUACAGAUCAGCUAGAUGCGAAAUUCGCGGAGUUCCGUGAAAAUGAAAGGAGCUUAGAUCGAUGGGUAAGUGUUACUUUUAAUCCUAUUAGUUAUGUUGCUGCCUACCUUUUACUUAUACAUACCUAUUAGUUGAUCGAGACCUUAUUUGCGCCAAUCAAAGAUCGUGGGGAUUAGAAAGGAUGAUAGGUGUUCAAUUAUGAUGAGCGACGCAACCACGGUUGGGUGGUAUCUCUUGUUACCUGUGGCAUCUAUGAUAUUAUACCUUAGUGAGAGGGACACAUCAGAUUGAAAAGGAUUGACAACAUACCUUUUACUAUGGUGAGCCUAGGGGAAUAUGGUGUUCGGAGAUCGGAGUAUGUCAACAAUCCUUAAAUUAUUAAUUUCAUGAUACAAUUGCAG